AUGUCCUCGUCGAGCAACACCAAAGCACGGCACUACGCCACGCUCGCCUCGCAGAUAAGGCAGCUGAACGCCAACCUCGGCGAGUCACACACCCAGUUCGCCCUCCUCGCCGACCACCUCGACGCGAUGCGCCGCUUCUCCGCGGCCAACGCUGCACAGUUCAUGGCUGUCAGCCGGCUGCUCGACGUCGAGUUGCAGGACGUCGCGAAACAGGCCCUGGCGGCGCAGAGCGGCGAGAAGUAGGCGAGGACGCCGCGCUGCGCUCGCCCCGACCGACUGGAGAGGAUCACCGGACCACCACGCAUCACGCACACACCGCACCCACGACACUGCAUGGCCCACGACUGUUGUAUAGUACCCGGCAACGCGAGAAUGUGAUACAUCUGUCGCCGCUCACCCUCAUGCCCCAGGCUGUGGUAACG
Molecule: messenger RNA, 422 nt
Organism: Vanrija pseudolonga
Lineage: Eukaryota; Fungi; Basidiomycota; Tremellomycetes; Trichosporonales; Trichosporonaceae
Exons: 2
Coding region: 1-243 (80 amino acids)
Biological process (GO): attachment of spindle microtubules to kinetochore
Cellular component (GO): DASH complex
Molecular function (GO): microtubule plus-end binding
Source: RefSeq, a predicted model, not a curated record